AGCUCCUGAUGCAGGCUGUUCAUUAGCACACCGGACUUAGAUCACCACAAUUAAAUCAGAGCAAUUAAAGAGCGUGGAGAAAAAGCUCGAACCAGUAAGGACUUUAUCUUUCCAGAGGCUGAUCUCUUGAUGACUCCAAAUAAAUCGCACGCGAGCGUGAGGAAAUAUCCGUGCUCUUAUUUCAAUCAUGACAUUAAGUUUUUCGUCCUUCUCCAUCAAAGACAUCCUCACCGGACGUGAUGCCCGGGGGAAGCCUGGCACAGAGGAGAACUGCGCACCAAAGCGCAACAUCUGCACACCAAAGCGCAACAUCUGCACCGGCCAGAGAGACACUUAUCUGUCUCAUCGAGACGCGGACGAGACACGCAUCCACCAGGAGACACUUCCUGCUGAUCUCAGUCUGUCUGCUGGGAACCUCCGACCUGAUGCCUUCAACGAGGAGUCCACAGGAGAGGAGACUGAGCUCAGAGAAGGUGCUGCAGACCAGCAGCCACACUGCGUGGAGCAGGAUAACCGUCAGAAGGAGGAUGCGGAGGCCGAGGAGGAGAGAUGUCUCCACAGCGGAGAGACGGUCAGCUGUUCGUCCGAUGAGCAGCAAUGCAGGCCAGGCACGAAGAAGCGCUCCCGGGCGGCCUUCUCUCACGCUCAGAUCUACGAGCUGGAGCGCCGCUUCAACACGCAGCGGUAUCUGUCCGGUCCGGAGCGGGCCGACCUGGCAGAAGCUCUGAGACUCACAGAGACCCAGGUGAAGAUCUGGUUUCAGAACCGGAGGUAUAAAACCAAACGGCGCCAGAUGGCUGCCGAGCUGGCGGCCUGCAGCUCGCCCAAGAAAGUAGCAGUGAAAGUUCUGGUGAUGGACAAUCAGAAGCAGUACCAUCAUCAUCAUCAUCAGGCGAAUGGAGUACACCUCCCAGUGACUGUGCCACUGUACCAGCAGGCCUACCAGUACCACCCAUACCUGCACUACUACUGCCAGCAGCCCUGGAGCAUGAGCAGCAUGUCCUGAGGGAUGCUCUGAACAGAACAGGACUUAUAUUGGCAGCUUUCUGUACAGUCAAUGGAUCAACCUCUCUUGUCAAACUGACUGAGAUUGUACAGUUUUGUUUUUUUUUUUUUUUUUUUUGAUUAGCUAAAUUUAGAAAUAUUCUGCAAAUUUUGUAUAAUCAAGGAAAUUAAAAUAAUAACAUUAAAACAUUCAAAGUGUUAAGCUGCAGCAACGAUUAGUGUGGGGCAUAUAAGAGGCAUUGCACAGCUCUUUUAAGACUACCAGUUGAUUAGAUUAUAAAGAAAUCUUUCAAAUUGAAUACUGAGAUUUGAGUGUGGUUAUUAUUUUGUAAUGAUUUACAAGAAAAAUAAUAAUAAUUAAAGGCUAAAUACUGCUGACUUGUUCAAACCUUUUUCCUGAACUGCCAGGUCAUUUUUUCAUAAUCUUAUUUUUCUAUUUCGUUUAAUAUACAAUAUUAAAAAAGGGAAAAACAGAAAAA
Sebastes umbrosus (honeycomb rockfish) is the source of this 1484-nucleotide messenger RNA. It is a transcript of the gene nkx3.3, whose product is annotated as NK3 homeobox 3. The record is from RefSeq and is a predicted model, not a curated record. The transcript is spliced from 2 exons. Gene Ontology annotation, molecular function: RNA polymerase II cis-regulatory region sequence-specific DNA binding; DNA-binding transcription factor activity, RNA polymerase II-specific. The coding region runs from base 188 to 1006 and encodes 272 amino acids. Gene Ontology annotation, biological process: regulation of transcription by RNA polymerase II; cell differentiation. Gene Ontology annotation, cellular component: nucleus. Lineage: Eukaryota; Metazoa; Chordata; Actinopteri; Perciformes; Sebastidae.